Molecule: messenger RNA, 1235 nt
Organism: Nymphaea colorata (pocket water lily)
Lineage: Eukaryota; Viridiplantae; Streptophyta; Magnoliopsida; Nymphaeales; Nymphaeaceae
Exons: 2
Coding region: 359-985 (208 amino acids)
Source: RefSeq, a predicted model, not a curated record
UGGUGUGCUUGGUGUUAAGGCCUUCAUCAUGGAGAGGAGAUGCAGUUGGCUUAGCCUUCAUGUUUCACCGACUAUCUGAGCAAUGAAUGAAGGCAGCCUGCACUUGUAAUUGCAAUAUUUACUGCAAUUUCCUCCUGCAAACAUCUUGGGAUUUUUCAACAAUUAAUACGUUUUCCAGGGUGAUUUACACUCGUCUUCUACCAAUCCUUCAAUUCCAUUCAAUCGCUCUUGGCUCUACUUGAAUACCCCUCUCUGCCUCCCUCUCCUUGCAAGCAAGCCAUCCCCUCCUCUCCCCUCCCCUCCCCUCCUCUCCCUCCCUCCCGUUCGUUAUAUAUACACAUCCAGGCCUCCCCUGUUGAUGGCACUAGAUGUCCGGCAAGGAAACGAGCUCACCGGAUUCUCUUUCUCUUCUUCUGCUUCUUCUUCUUUCUCCCGGCGCCCUUCUCUGGUCACCUUGCAGCUAUUUGAUCUGAAUUCUGCUUCUUCUUCGCCAGUCGAAUUGGACCAGGGAUCUGCUCUACCCCUCGGCUGGCACGGGUUCCUUGAUCUCAAGGGGGAGUGCCUGUACUAUAAACAGAAUCAGGCUUGCACCAUGAACAGAAAGGACAAGCAGCAGGGGAUGAACGGGAAGCUGGACCUGAAGCUGAACCUCUCGCCGCCAAAGGACGGCAAUGGCGGCGGCGACAACAACUCGCAGUCGUCGCCGUCGUCCUACUUCUCGUCGUCUUCCUCGGGGACGUCACCGCCGUCGUCAUGCAUCUCCUCGGAGCUCAACCUCGAGAACCGUGCCGGCUCGGAGGCGGAGCAGGGCCAGACGCUGCGCUACUCCAACAGCCCCGAGGCGACUUCCAUGGUCCUGGUCGGCUGCCCGCGCUGCCUGAUGUAUGUCAUGCUGUCUGAGGACGACCCCAAAUGCCCAAAGUGCAAGAGCACCUGUCUGCUCGACUUCCACCAAGAUAGCAGCAAGAAGACCAGAAAUUUCUAAAGCAAGACACGGCUAGCUAGCCCUCCUAUAUUGAUGCUCUCUGCUCUCUCCUCUUUUCUUCUUCUUCUUCUUCCUUUUGGUGAUGUUUUAGUUCUAGAAAAUAUGUGAAAUGGGUUCAUGCUCAAAACCCAAUUUUCCUAUCAUAGCAUGUGAUAUGAGGGCCUAAAGCACGCAAGUUCCAUGCUUCUAGUUAGCUCCCCUUUUCAUCUUAUUUUGCAUACAUAUAUGAAAAGAAAGAGUCUUGCUUUCA